Daucus carota subsp. sativus is the source of this 1411-nucleotide messenger RNA. Its product is annotated as probable ethanolamine kinase. The record is from RefSeq and is a predicted model, not a curated record. Gene Ontology annotation, cellular component: cytoplasm. Bases 81 to 1214 code for a protein of 377 amino acids. Gene Ontology annotation, biological process: phosphatidylethanolamine biosynthetic process. The transcript is spliced from 11 exons. Gene Ontology annotation, molecular function: ethanolamine kinase activity. Lineage: Eukaryota; Viridiplantae; Streptophyta; Magnoliopsida; Apiales; Apiaceae.
ACAUUUGAAAUCCCAGGACAGACCAAUAACAGAGCAAUAUAUAUUGAGGAUACACAACAGAAAUAUAGAUAGAUAGAAAAAUGGGUGCAGUAAAGAUCUGGAACGCCAUGGAAAUUGCUGAGGUUGCUGGAGAGAGCUCCAACUCCGAGAUUCCUCAUUCUUCUCUCACCGUUGAUCAUACUCUUUCUCUCUCCGAUAUGAAACCUCGCAUCGUAGAGCUAUACAAGGAUCUUUUCAAAAACUGGUCAAACAAAGACGAGUCAGAUUUCUCUAUAGAGACGGUGUCCGGUGGCAUAACAAAUCUCUUGCUAAAGGUAUCUGUUAAAGAAGAUAGUGGAAACACAAUCAAGAUGACACUCAGAUUGUAUGGCCCAAAUACUGAAUAUGUUAUAAACCGGGAACGUGAGCUGCAGGCCAUCCAGUACCUCUCAGCUGCAGGAUUUGGUGCCAAGUUGCUUGGAGUCUUUGGAAAUGGCAUGGUCCAGUCAUUUAUACAUGCUCGUACCUUGGUCCCCUUAGACAUGAGAAAGCCAGACCUAGCUGCAAAAAUUGCAAAGCAACUUCGUAAAUUUCACCAGGUGGAAGUUCCUGGUUCUAAAGAACCUCAGUUGUGGAAUGACAUCUUUAAAUUUUUCAAGCAAGCAUCAAAUCUUAAAUUUGUUGAUAAUGAAAAGUGUAAAAAGUAUGAGACUGUAGACUUUAAAGAAAUACAUGCCGAACUUGUUAAGCUCAAGGAUUUGACAGGUCGUCUUGAUGCUCCUGUCGUGUUUGCUCACAAUGACCUGCUUUCGGGGAAUUUGAUGCUUAAUGAUGAUGAAGGAAAACUCUAUUUCAUUGAUUUUGAAUACGGAUCAUACAGUUACAGAGGUUUCGACAUUGGAAAUCACUUCAAUGAAUAUGCUGGUUAUGACUGUGACUACAGCUUGUACCCAAACAGGGAUGAGCAAUAUCAUUUUUUCAAGCAUUAUUUAAAACCCGACAAACCCCAAGAGGUAUCAGAAAAGGAUCUGGAAGAGUUAUACGUUGAGACAAAUUGCUACAUGCUAGCUUCGCACAUGUACUGGGCUCUGUGGGCAUUGAUCCAGGCGAGGAUGUCUCCAAUUGAUUUUGAUUAUCUUGGUUAUUUCUUUCUGCGGUAUGAUGAAUUCAAAAGGCAAAAGGAGAAGUGCUUAUCACUGGCAGAGUCUUACCUCACGAAAUAUGGAGCUGGGUAAAACUGAACUUAAAAAAGCUAAGGAUGUUUGUUUGUAGAGGGCCUUAGAUUGCCCCUAGCAACGAUUCAUUUGUAUAAUUAAACCCAGUACAAUUAUUUAGGUGGUUCUAAAAUUUGUAUAUUCUGUUCAUUUAUCUGUUGAUUAGUAAGAGCUUGCGACAUUUGUCAAUUUUUAUCCUACUUUAUUUGUUUCUUCAA